Messenger RNA from Prinia subflava (tawny-flanked prinia), 1368 nucleotides. RefSeq lists its product as uncharacterized. Bases 130 to 1338 code for a protein of 402 amino acids. NCBI's taxonomy places the organism in Eukaryota, Metazoa, Chordata, Aves, Passeriformes, Cisticolidae. Gene Ontology annotation, cellular component: mitochondrion; membrane. The record is from RefSeq and is a predicted model, not a curated record. Gene Ontology annotation, biological process: apoptotic signaling pathway. The transcript is spliced from 8 exons.
CAGCAUCAAGAGCUGAUGAGAACGAAAGUGAAACUCAGUGACUGAGCAAUUUCUCCUGAAUUACCUGUCCUGAUAUUCCCUGUUGGGAUCUUUCCUGCAGCACUUUGACCCUCAAAGCACAGUGCACACAUGGAUCAGGUUCACAGAGGACCCGGUGCAGCUCUCAGUCCAGGCCAGCAGAUCAUGGAUUUGUUUCAAGUUGCCAUUGCAUUCCUCGUUGGAAUCAUCAUUAGACCUGCUAUUGUAGCACUGGCAAAGGGUGAGACCAUCGACUUCUCUAUGAAUUUGAAGUAUUUGGGCCUCAGUUUCAGAAUCGGAGACUCUGACAAGACGUCCAAGAGGAAGCCAACUCCAGAUGAGGAACCCAAGAAGGAGGCAAUUUCAGAUGAGGAAUCUGGGGAUGAGAACACUCCUGGUGAUGAGCCCAAGAAGGAGACAGUUUUAUAUAAGGAAUCUGGGGAGGAGACAACUCCUGCUGAUGAGUCCAAGAAGGAGGCAAUUUCACAUGAGGAAUCUGGGGAUGAGAACGCUCCUGGUGAUGAGCCCCAGAAGGAGACAAAUUCAGAUGAGGAAUCUGGAGAUGAGACAAAUCCUGAUGACAAACCCAAGGAUGAGGCUAGUCCAGGUAAAGAGCAGGGGGAGGCUGGAGGAGCUGCUGCUGGCUCUGGGGUCCUGCUCUGCCGGGCAGAGAGGGCUCAGCACUGCUCAGGGGAGCUUUGCUGUCCAUGCUCCUGUCCUUUCUGCCCUCUGCUAUUUUCUUUCUCAGGGAGUAAAGGGAAAGCCAUUAGAGCUGCCAUUGGAGCCACAGUGGGAGCAGGAGUGGCACUGAUCGGCCUCCCGGUGGUUAUCAGCGCGGUGGGGUUCACAGGAGCCGGCAUCGCCGCUGGCUCCAUCGCUGCCAAGAUGAUGUCGGCAGCUGCCAUCGCCAACGGCGGCGGAGUCGCUGCCGGCAGCACCGUGGCUGUGCUGCAGUCCAUCGGAGCUGCAGGUUUCUCUCUUGGCACCAAAAUUGGGCUGACAUCUGUCUUGAGCUCAGCUGGUGCAGCAAGUGGUUCCUGGCUGUCCAAGAGCAAGAAACCUCCAAGCGACAAACCUCCAAAUAAAAAACCUCCAAGUAACAAACCUGGAAUGUUAAAAAUCCAAGCAACAAAUGCAUCUGUAAAAGUAACUCAGGUGACAAACAUAAGGAGCAGACAACUCCUGACAAUGAACCCAAGAGAAGCCAAGCAGGUGGAACACAAGGCGUUGCCUUACACAAUGGCAGGUGCUGGGAAACCCCCAAAAACCCUCAGGGCUUUGCCUCCCCUUUCAAAAGCUUUGGAUUCCCUUGAGCAGUGAGUGCUCUGAAGCCAAUAAAGACGCUUUGCC